Messenger RNA from Penicillium paradoxum, 1932 nucleotides. Its product is annotated as putative protein kinase. Gene Ontology annotation, biological process: protein phosphorylation; intracellular signal transduction. NCBI's taxonomy places the organism in Eukaryota, Fungi, Ascomycota, Eurotiomycetes, Eurotiales, Aspergillaceae. The record is from RefSeq and is a predicted model, not a curated record. The transcript is spliced from 2 exons. Gene Ontology annotation, cellular component: cytoplasm. Gene Ontology annotation, molecular function: ATP binding; protein serine/threonine kinase activity. Bases 1 to 1932 code for a protein of 643 amino acids.
AUGUCACCCAUGUCAACCAUGUCAACCAUGUUUCAAGAUGCAAGCGACAAUGAACACACAAAGAAAGAGGGACUAUGUUCGUCUUUCUCGGUAGACAAUGUACCUUCCAUACUUGAUCCCAACUCGCUACUGCCUUCUCUCCAAAUUCGCACCGACCUACCCAUUGUCCGUCCGUCAAGUUCGCGGGACUUUGAUCCUUAUUCUUCGAACAGUUUGUGCGGAAGUUACCCUCGCCGUACCCCGAGUCUUCGUGCCCUCAUUGCGCCACCUUUGUCCAGCGCAGGGUCAUUAUCCCCGGCAUCCAUAAUGUCAUCGCCGCAACUGAACGCGAUGGGUGACAUCACUCCAUUGCCGUCGCCAAUUGGGGGAGGCUCACCGUGGCGAAAAACCGAUCUACCUUCCCUAUCUCGCUCCUCGUCCAUGGCGUCGCGCAACGGGUCUAGCCUUCGUCUGAGCGAUUCAUCGCAGAUGCUUGGGCCGCCUGUCAUGUCUCGCCCGCGCGCAAAACCAUACAACGGCAUUGAUGGACAAGGGGACGAGUCGCCCAUAACAAAUCGGCAGCGGCGCGAUUCACCUCCGAAGCAUUCUCAGCAUUCUCAUUCCCGAAACCGCAGUUUAAGUGACUAUGCGCCUCCUGGUCGGGUUACUGUCCCUCCCCGUCCGAUUGCGGUUUCGGGGAAUUCUGGACUUGGGAUCGCGUCCUCGUCAAGCAUUGACUCGAAGUCCAAUGGCCUUCAUCGCGAGCAGUAUCUGGCAGUUCACCGAGGCAUCGCAUUGCCGACCAUCCGUCCUCCCAGCCCACCCCGCAGCAGCGGCAGUGGGUAUAGUGACAAUGAGCCCGUCAUUCAUCACCCCAUGCCGCUCUCCACGCCCCAGGAGAUCUAUUCCGUCCGAUCCGUUCGCACAGAGCAGGCUCGGAUGUACCAGAAAAUCCGGGUAUUGGGCCAGGGCACGUUCAGUCAGGUCAGCUUGGCAGCACGUGUUGAGCCUAUCCCCGACAUGCCUCUGUCGCCGGACGGUGAUGGGGCCGCCGAAUUCCACGGGUUUGUGAACACGCAAAAGCUUGUCGCUGUCAAGAUCAUUGAACAUGGCCCUGCUGGGGGUGCUGAUGAAGGUAGGUUGGAGGUGUCGCUCAAGCGCGAAGUGGAGAUCUUGAAAUCAGUCAACCACCCAUCUCUGGUUCAACUGAAAGCAUUCGGCAGUGACGACAAACGCGCUUUAUUGGUCCUCGAUUAUUGUCCUGGUGGAGAUUUGUUUGAGUUCGCGACAUCGGGAGCUCCUCCCAUGUCCCCCGGCUUGAUUCGACGCAUCUUUACCGAGUUGGUCGAUGCUGUGCGCUAUCUGCAUUCUCAUUACAUCGUUCACCGGGACAUCAAGUUAGAAAAUGUUCUGCUGACCAUGCCCGCCCAUGUUAUGGAUGACGUGAAAGACUGGCGUACCUAUGAUCGUGCUGUGGUCACACUCAGCGAUCUCGGCCUGUCACGACGUAUACCCGAACCUCCCGAGAGCCCACUCCUACAGACACGUUGUGGCAGUGAAGACUAUGCAGCCCCCGAAAUUCUGAUGGGUCAGGCCUACGAUGGUCGCGCUACGGACGCCUGGGCACUUGGUGUCUUGCUCUAUGCCAUCAUGGAGAACCGCUUACCCUUCGAUGUUCUACCCGGCACUCGUGGAGACCCUGCCAAACUUCGCGCUCGAACCCCCCAUCGGAUCGCACGUUGCGAAUGGGCUUGGUACAGAUAUGCCGAUGAGGACGAGGAAUGGGAUCCCGAGAAGGGCAAAGGACUUGAUGGGGCUCGUGACUGUGUGGAAGGUCUUCUGAAACGCACCACGAGGCGCAAAACCCUUGAUGAGAUUGCCGCCAUGGAAUGGGUGCGUGAUACCAUCAACGUACCUGGUGGCUUGAAACGAGGCGAUAAAGAAGUGCCAUAG